AUGGAAACUGACAUAAACAUUCCAAAAACAAAAGCUGUUAAUGUUUUCUUUUAGUUUGCUAGAAUGCAAUUCUACUUAACUGUUUUUUCUAAUUUGUUACCUAUUAUAAUAAGUUAGACAAAUUAAGUUUGUUCAAAUGAGGGAAUAAAAUUGAUUGCUUUAAGUUACAAGGGUGACAUAGUUCUUUUAAUUCUAAAUUUAAUAUCGCUUCUAUUUAUAUGGCUUAAAGAACCAUUUGCAAGGUAUUGUAUUAAUUAAUGCACCAGACUUGAAUUUUUUGUAAUGUAUGCAAUUAACAUCUGUUGGAGUGGGAUUAUGAUUGGUUAGACAUAUUUAGAUGUAACGACAUAGCCAAAUGAAUGUGAAGGUGUUAUCCUAUCACAAAAAUUGAUUCUGUUUUUCCACCUGAAAACCCAUCUAGAAGUUUUAUUCACCUUAUUUUCUCCAAUAUUGUUUGCUUUCAGAAUCACAAAUUUACCAAAUUCAUUUUAUGCAAUUUAUCUAAUAUUGACAGCAAAUUAAUAAUAAUAAUUGUGUUCAAGAGACAUCCCUAAUAUUGAGUUUGGAUUGAUAUUUGUAGCAUUAAUUUCUUGUUUAAUUGGGUUACCUCUAAAUAUUGGAUUGUUUUGCACAAAAAAAGUGACUAUUCCAAAUUUGUUUCGAUUUUUACUAAUGUUGACAAUAAUAGGUUAGAGUGGACUUAUAGCCCUUAUUUAUCAGGCUGAUGCUGAUCUUAGAUCUGAAUGCAGUCCAACUCAUUUGCUGUUUAGGUCUUAUUUCUAUAUUAUUCCGAUUACUAUUUUGAGUGCUUUAAGCUUAUUGUUCUCAAUGCCAGUCCAGGAUCAUGAUGAAAUAAGAUAACUACUAAUUCAGGCUAGAUUGAAACCUUUAAAAGCAUAAUUACCUGUUUAAUAGGAUUUUACUAAACCAUAAGUCUAAUAAUAAUAAUAGGAGGAAAUCUUAAAUAGAUCUGCAAUAGAUGGAGGAAAAUCCCAAAUUGGGGCUAAGUCCUAAGUUGGAGCUAAAUCAUAAUAUGGAACUAUAAGUAGAAGAGGAUGA
Molecule: messenger RNA, 1059 nt
Organism: Paramecium tetraurelia
Lineage: Eukaryota; Ciliophora; Oligohymenophorea; Peniculida; Parameciidae
Exons: 4
Source: RefSeq, a predicted model, not a curated record